ACACACGGACACAGAGACCAAAAACCAGACUGUACUGCCAGGAGAAACUCUGAACUACUCCACAGGUUGCUGUCCAGGAUGGCAGGGAUUAAGGAGCAGCAGUUCACGGAGGAGAAGCCCCUGCUGCCAGAGCAGAGAGGAGUGGAGUCAGACAUGCAGGAUAAAGGAGAUGAGGCAUCUGGGGGGGCCCCCUGCCCUGCCAGCCCCGCGCCCCUUAACUACCCCUCUCCCCCCAGCCGCCCCACUCACCGCUGGCAUGUCAUCGCACGGCACUGGCUCCGCCAGACCCGCCGUCGGACCAGCGGGGUCCUCCCGCAGGAAAGCUGUGAACAGCUGAUGCCAGCAGGGGAUUGGAAGGAACAUGAUGUUGAGACCCCUUUUGGGAUGCUGCAUGUGGUGAUCCGCGGAGCGCCCAAAGGAAACAAACCUGCUAUCCUCACCUACCACGAUGUGGGACUGAACCACAAACUGUGCUUCAACACUUUCUUCAAUAAUGAGGACAUGCAGGAGAUCACCAAGCACUUUGUGGUUUGCCACGUUGAUGCCCCAGGACAGCAGAUCGGAGCCUCUCAGUUGCCACAGGGGUACCAGUACCCCACUAUGGACCAGUUGGCCGGGAUGCUGCCCACUGUGGUGCAGCACUUUGGAUUUAAGAGCAUCGUUGGGAUCGGAGUUGGAGCUGGAGCUUACAUUCUGGCCAAGUUCGCUCUGAUCUUCCCUGACCUGGUGGAGGGUUUGGUUCUGCUCAACAUCGACCCCAACGGCAAAGGAUGGAUUGACUGGGCUGCAACCAAGCUGUCAGGUCUGACCAGCACUCUGCCAGAUACUGUGCUGCCACAUCUUUUCAGUCAGGAGGAGCUGAUGAACAACACAGAGCUAGUGCAGAGCUACCGACAACAGAUCAACAACACCAUCAACCAGUUCAACCUGCAGCUCUUCUGGAACAUGUACAACAGUCGUAGGGACCUGGAGAUGAACCGCAGUGGGACGGUGCUCAACGCCAAGACCCUGAAGUGCCCCGUGAUGCUGGUUGUAGGAGACAACGCCCCUGCUGAGGAAGGAGUGGUUGAGUGCAAUUCCAAACUGGAUCCAACCAACACCACCUUCCUAAAGAUGGCUGACUCUGGUGGUCUCCCCCAGCUCACACAGCCUGGAAAGCUGACUGAAGCCUUCAAGUAUUUCCUGCAGGGAAUGGGCUACAUCGCUUAUGUGAAGGAUCGGAGGUUGAGUGGAGGGCCAGUGCCCUCCGCCAGUAUGACCCGCCUGGCUCGCUCCAGGACGGCCUCCCUGACCAGCGCCAGCUCCAUUGACGGGUCCCGCUCUCGGGCCUGCACUCACUCCGACAGCACGGAGGGAGUCGGCACAGUCACCCAGACCAUGGAGGUUUCCUGCUGAAGAGCCAUAGAAGGAAGGAGGGAGGGAGGGAGGGGGUAGAGGGAUGGAGAAGGAAAGAGAGAGACAGGAAGGGGUGAUGGCAAAGAAGAGAUGGGGGGAAUGGUGUAAGGAAAAUGUUUUUUAGAAAGUGAAGGACUGAAGGUGUGAGAGAAGUAGUCAGACAUGAUGGAAAGCUCUCUCUGUCUGCUAUCUUCUUCCCCCCCACUGUAAAAUAUCAUAUGUAUUGCUACUAAAAAAACCCAGCCACACCUUUUAAAUAUCCACUUCACUCCCGCUGCCCAACACUUAAAGAUUUGGGCAACUUUUUGUUCUUGAAGUGUCAUUCUUUUGUCUUCUCAUUCUUUGCCUGCGUCCUUUUUAAACCACUCCCCCUCUCCAACCCCCACCCCCACAAAAAAAAGCUACGAAAAAAGAAAACUAGGAAAGCAACCCUUUCUGUCAAAAGUCCAUACAGCAAUAUGUGACAAAGAGCUGCUGUUAAUAAUGUGAUAUGAGAAGGUAAAGCAAGAUAUGGCACGGAAAAGGAUUAUUUUAGGGGCUAAAAGAGUUAUGCAUCAGUAUUUUGUGAGCAGUUUAUGUUUUUUGUUGUACAGAAGUGUGAGUUUCUCUCUCUGUGUUGUUUGUAUGGGAGUGCUUAUUUCUCUCCAGGAGCGAGAGGAAUCAGAGGGGGUGUGUCCAGAAUUUGACAGACAGCAGAACACAGCCUAUUAUAACCCCAUGCACCCGUAGAGAACAUGUAGUAGCUUUUUUUUAGUCUGUGAGCGUAGAUAGAGUAUACCACACUGUUUUAGAGCUGCACUUGGUAAAAUUGUGUAUCAAACUUGUAAACUAGUCUUUGAAAGCAAAAGAACAGUAUCAUCAGCAUACAUGUGUUUCAUUUGUUAAGGGACUAAUGCACAACAGCACUGUAUAAUAUCAGAAAAGCUUCUAUUAAAAAAAUCAAACUUUGUAAUAAUAAGUUGGGUCUGUGUAGGACCUGAGACAGAGUUUGAGGUUGAACUCUUGUUAUUUCCUGACAGGAAAUUAAACCAAGGCCACCAGUCGCAAGCGAACUGGAACCUAGCCACUACACCACCAGGUAGCUUAGCUGACACAAUUGUGCAGCAGUUUAGUAUCAAAUGAGCAUAAGAUUAUAUAGAUAAGCAGUGUAAUGUAACGAGCAUGCAGAAAACUAACAACUCAGAGGUAGAAUUCAACUUGGAUUCCCAGACUUUAAUCACUCACCUAUAAUCACUCUCUGUGAAAUCCAGUGAGCAUGAAAUUGUCAUACACCAGUAUGAGCUGAAUAGCUUCACGUAUUAUUUUUGUAUGAGGCAUGUAAACUUAGGAAUAGAGUUAUGCUUAAUAGAGGAACAUUACUGGAUCUGUAUUAGUUCAAAUUGCAAAUUCGGAGCACAAUAUAAAAGAUGAUCAUAUUCACACUGAUUGGGACACAACGGAUUUUUAAAAUGUUUGCUAUGUCACUUCUCUGGCUGGGCAGAUAUCCAGAGAAAGCUCCACUGCAUACAGUGUGUGAGCAGCACAGGCAGCACACAUCAGCACAUUGGUUAUUGAAGUUCAAAUUUUCCUCCUAUUUCUGCCAUUUGGAGCCAAACUAGUGCAAUGUUACUGAGCGCAGCUUUAAGCUGUGUGUCAUCUGACAUUUCGAAGACAAUCCACUACAUGAAUAUAGGUUAGAAUAAGUAUUCAUCUACAUAGGCAUGUGAAUGUGAAUGUAAUCAUAGGGCAUUCUAGUAUCUGAGUAGUAGCAAAUAUUAAGGUAUUCUUCAUUAGCACCUUCCGUGUGGAACGUUAAAUAGACACGAGGGUGAAACCACCAUCAUCAGUCUGUGAGGCCACAUUCAGACAGACUUUCACCCUGUGUUACAACAACACAACGGGCUGUGUCGAUGGGUGUGUGUUGUUUCACACAGUGAAAUACAAUGGAAUGGGAAUUUAUGAUUGGCCAACGUGCAAAGCAAACGUCUUCGUGAACGCAGCCUAACUCUAGUGCAUGGAUGUGGUUCUGGCUGUAGUCGGCUCUUUGUGGUCUCUAAUAUGACAAUCACACUCUGACCCAAACCAAACCAGACCAGGGGGACCGAGGCAGAACCGGGCCGACCCGACAAGCCCCUCUUUUCGGGCCGCCGCCAAAGAACUUGCAGCAGCCUUCCCUUACAGAGCCCAGCCCCUUUCUGUGGAUAUACCAAAGCUACCCCCACAUGCACAAAUAUCCACAACCACACACACACACAUGCACACACACACACAUUUUCACACGCUUGCUCAAAUGAAAGUUCCAUGGGCUGGACUUUGCAAGGGAACCAAGCCAAAGAAAAGACAUUAACAAAUAAAUAAAAUUCACACACAGGUAGGAAUCCAAUGCCAUUUGUUCAGUGUGUGUUUUGGUAUAGUGUGUAACCAUAGUUUCACCAGUACAGUACAUGUAUGUAUAGUUUUAGACUAGUGAGGCUGUGUGCUGUUGUCUGCUAUAAUACUGGACCACCUUGUCAAAGGUGAUUGGGUCCCCGGGUAAUGUACCAUAUUCAUGUACCAUAGUCACUUUCUACUGUUUUCAGUUCUACGAAAAACCCUUUGAUACCCUGUCAGAAGGGGUGUAGCUUCCAAUCGCUGAGGUGUGUGCUUUCCUGAGGCGGCCUGUAAGGGGCGGGGCUUUUUUGGAGCCAUUUGGGCGCCAAGCUCGGAAUGUAGGGCAACUCCCAGCCAUCUCGACCCCCCUCCCCCCCAUUGAAAAAAAAAAACAAAACAAAAAAAACCACACACACACAAGGUGCCCCGGCUCUCACAGGCAAGCCCAGCCACCACCUUAAAGGGCUAUCAGCUAACGUCACUUUUUAACUUGUUGGUGGUGUUUGUGGCGUUUCUGUGCACCAGGGGGGCCCAAAGAGCGACAUAAUGAGAGAGAAUACACUUUUUUCUUUUCAUGCAAACACAAAGUGAAGGGAUUGUUACCAAAAACACAGAGAGAGAGAGCUGAAACAUAGUGAACAAAUGAUUGUUAAAGGAAAAGAAUGUGAUUCUGUUGAAGCUGGAGAAAUUAUUGUUGAAUGAAUCGGCGCUGAAGUGUAAAACCGAGAAGUAUCCUGACACGUGAGAAGGUGAGAUUGUGAGAGUAUACUGGUCUGAUAAAACACCUCAGUCACUCCUCUUUUCAUGAACACUGAAGUUUGCAUGUAGCGGAGUUUGUACACGAUAAUCUUUCAGUGUUCUCGUCACCCAGCUAUUUUCUGCCAUCUACACUUUGGUUACCUCAUACAACUCUUCUACUCAAUCUGCCUGGAGGGGGGGUGGGGGGCUCCUGAAUGUAUUUUGUCCCUUUCUGAAGUGCUGUACAGUAUUGUCAACCUCAUCCCCUCAGAUCCCCCUCACUAUGGUUUGUGUUUGUAUCCCUGGCCCCCACCAUCUUCGACAUGUAACCCUGUACAUGAAACCCCAGCUCCUCCCUGCUCCUCCUGAAGGUCUACGAACAGUGAGGUUCAGUAGCAAUUUUUGAAAGUCCACAACUUGCGUUAGCUGGCACUGGAUCCUGGAUUUGCAUAGACCUUGGUCCCCCUUGCACUUGUAGAUACUUUUUAUUUACCUUAUCGGGCAGGUUACCUGAACCGAACACUUUAACACUGCUGUAUUGUGAAGAUCAACAUAUUUCUGUUCUUCUUCCCUUGGAGUUUCUCUUUUUUUCUAGGCAACAAUAGGGUGUAACCUCAUCUUGGUAUAAUGAUAUUGGUUCAUGUGUACUGCUACUAUUCUCCUUCUUACUAACAUUAUGGUUGAUUUGUAUAGAGCAAUAAGUUCUUUUUUUCUCGUCUGGUUUGUUUCAUAUUGUGGAAGUCUUCCCUACGGGCUUGUUUCUAUUCUCGAAAGUGGAAGGACUUUUAACUGCUUUGUUGUCAUUCAGAUGUGUACUGUUAAGUUUAAAUAUAUUCUAUAUAUAAAUACAUAUACAAGGUAAGCCGUCUCUGUCCAUGUACUGAUCAAGUAACAAAUAAGAAAUAAAGAC
This is a messenger RNA of Toxotes jaculatrix (banded archerfish), 5392 nucleotides long. RefSeq names its product NDRG family member 4 (gene ndrg4). NCBI's taxonomy places the organism in Eukaryota, Metazoa, Chordata, Actinopteri, Toxotidae. The record is from RefSeq and is a predicted model, not a curated record. The transcript is spliced from 18 exons. Gene Ontology annotation, cellular component: cytoplasm. Gene Ontology annotation, biological process: positive regulation of ERK1 and ERK2 cascade; signal transduction; brain development. Bases 79 to 1395 code for a protein of 438 amino acids.